Messenger RNA from Micromonas commoda, 1096 nucleotides. It is a transcript of the gene LHCA3, whose product is annotated as chlorophyll a/b-binding protein, psi-associated, chloroplast precursor. The record is from RefSeq and is a predicted model, not a curated record. NCBI's taxonomy places the organism in Eukaryota, Viridiplantae, Chlorophyta, Mamiellophyceae, Mamiellales, Mamiellaceae. The transcript has 2 exons. The coding region runs from base 50 to 931 and encodes 293 amino acids. Gene Ontology annotation, cellular component: chloroplast thylakoid membrane; plastoglobule. Gene Ontology annotation, biological process: photosynthesis, light harvesting in photosystem I; response to light stimulus.
CCGCGCGCCACCCGCGACCGCCAUUCACGCACACACAACAGCACACACAAUGGCUGCCAUCACCACCUCUUCCGUCACCGCGGUGCGCGCCGUCAAGGGCGCCCGCGCCACCUUCGGCUCCCGCGCCGCCUUCGCCGCGCCUUCCGCCAAGGCUUCCAAGGCUCGCUUCGUCUGCCGCGCCGAGGGCGAGGCCGAGGCCCCCAAGGAGGAGGCUCCCAAGGCUGUCGUCAAGAAGGAGCGCAAGAAGGAUGACCUCUACAUGAUGGGCGUCUCCGACCAGAACAUGGCGUACCUCGACGGCACCCUCCCCGGCGACUUCGGCUUUGAUCCCCUCGGCAUGUCCGACCCCGAGGGCGCCGGCGGUUUCGUCAACCCCCAGUGGCUCGCCUACUCCGAGGUGAUCCACGGCCGCUGGGCGAUGCUCGGCGUCGCGGGCAUCGUCGCGCCCGAGAUUCUCGGCGGCAUGGGCGUCAUCCCCGAGUCCACCGGCCUCGUGUGGUUCACCAGCGGCGCCAUCCCCCCCCAGGGCACCUUCGACUACUGGGCCAACCCCAUGACCAUCUUCUGGGUCAACAUGUGCAUGAUGAACUUCGCGGAGAUCAAGCGCGGCCAGGAUUACUGGUUCCCGGGUUCCCAGGCGGAGACUCCCCUCCUCGGCUGGGAGAAGGGUUUCGGCGGCUCCGGCAACCCCACGUACCCCGGCGGCAAGUGGUUCAACCCCUUCAACCUCGGCAAGGACGACAUGGCGUCCAUGCAGAAGAAGGAGGUCAAGAACGGCCGUCUCGCCAUGAUGGCGUUCCUCGGCUGCAUGGUGCAGGCUGCCGUCACCGGCGAGGGCCCGUGGAAGAACAUCUGCGACCACGUCGCCGACCCCUUCGGAGCCAACAUGCUCGCCAACUUUGGCGCCAUCGGCGGCGCCUCCCCCUUCUAAGCGAAGUAACCUCUGGCGGGUGGUGGCGUGUCGUGCGACAAUUCGGAUGUGAUGAUUGCGGUGGUACAGCGCGUGUGUAGUGCGUGCUUUUGUCUUAGCUAAACAACCCGCCGGCGUCGACAAAGACGCCGGCGGGAUCAAUACACAAAUCUAAAAAAUAAAUCU